CCGGAAAACGUCAACACUAACCAUUUGACAUAAAGAGUUCUGAUACUUUCUCGUUGCAGCAAGAAGGAUAUUAAUGAUUUAUCUAUUUAAAGAAUGUGACAUCUUCUUGUUAUACUUAAGUCGGUUGUAAAAACUUAAUGGCUUGUGUUUGUUUCAUGUCACAUGGAGUGGUUUUGACAAAACGAUUUAAAGUCUUUACAACGCUCUCAACUACAGAAAACACAAAACAGAAGAAAAAAAAUAUAAAGCUUUAAAAGCAAUUAUUAGUGACAAUGGGUUUAUUAUAUGGAACAUGUAUAGUGAGCUCCAGAUAAAUGAACUACAAACAAGACAGAAAUCUCCAAGAAGAGGUCACCGAGUCUGAGGCAGCACAGAACAACAUUACUGUUAACGGUCCCUUCCAGCCUUUGUUCUCGGUAAAAGUUCCAGAUGCUGUGAAAAAUGGAGAGAUUCUGCAGUUUAACAUUAAAGUAUUCAAGCCAGACACGGACGAGCUGAUAUGUACUGUAUCCAGACAGUAUGAGGAUCUGGAAUGGCUUCAGCACUGUCUCAUGACUGAGAACAACAUCAACGGUAUCAUAUUACCUCCCCUACCUGCCAAACCAGAAACAGAUGCAAAAGCAGCAGAGAAAAAUACAAAGAAACAGCUUGGAAGUUCAACUAAUGUUCUCAUGGCUGAUGAGUUCCAUGUUCACUGUCACAGUGUAGAAAAAUAUCUGGUGUUGGUGCUGGAACAUGAAGUUUUAGGCAAAGACAAAGAAACCCUCAACAAUUUCCUAUGUCAACAAGAGCCACCAAUUCGAGCCAAGCUGAAAAGAGGGAUCAUGAGUCGAUUGUCUUCAGCGGUGGAGGAGGCAAGGAAAGGCCAGCACAGGGACAUAGAUGAAUAUUUCCACAAACAGAGGGAGUGGAGUACAGAGUAUUCCAAGGCAGCCAAGGAAGCUUCACAGAAUUUUAACAGAAUGUUAAUAGCACAGAUGAGAUUGGCUGGUUGCUAUGGACAUUUCGCCACUACAAUGUCGGCCAUGGAUGUGUACCGGGACGCGACCUCUGUACAAAUCAACAUGUUACUAUCAAAAACGGCAGAGGGAAUGGAGGACUCUAAGCGUGGUAUGGAGGUGUUAUGUGUUAAUGACGAAAAGACCCUAGCGCGUCUGUUGGACCUCUACGAUCGUUACAUGGACUCAGUCAAGGAAAUGCUGUUCAGGAGAACCAGCCUAUUGGUGACCUAUGAAGAUGCCACAAAGACAUUAGAAAAGGCCAAACCAGCCAAAAAGGCAGCAGCAGAAGAUGCAAUGACAUCAUCUAAAAAGGCCUAUGAGGAGUGUACAGCGGUUGCUAAGAAAGAGUUAAAGUCCUUUAUGCAGCAGAGAAUCAUUUCGUUUGAAGGCGGGCUAUCCUUGUUUGCUGAAUCACAGAUCAAAACAGCACGAGACACAUAUACCUUGUUAGUCCGAACACUAAAAGCAGUGAAAGAGAUGGACAUAUGACACUCAUCUGGAAUUAAUGUAUUUCUGAGCCAAUCAAUAUGCCUUCAACUCUUGCUAAAAUAACUUACAUAUAGAUAUGUGUAUUUGACUAUUCUCUUACUCAUUGAUGUACUUUUUUUUUAUUAAUUUUGAAAUGAAUUUAUAUUUGUCACAAAUAUGAUCAUAAAUGUAAAACAUGCCUGGUAAUAAGCCCACCCAUCAAUACUGUAUUACAGUGGAAAUGCCAACGAAGGUUACUUUGUUGUUGUGUAAUAAGUCCCACCCCCUAUAUUGAGUCAUAAAUGGGUUUGCCCCCUGGGCUUAUUGCAGGAUAAAUACUGUACACAAGGUGUUUGAUAUAAAGCUGCAUGUUGCUAAGCACAUUGUUUUUAUCAGGAAAUAUAAUUGAAAUUUUAAUAUAUUUCACAUAGUGCAAUUAAACUCAAAUUACAAAAACAUUGUUUUUUUUUAUCAGGAAAUGUCUUGAAACUAUUUCACAUAGUGCAGUUAAUAUCAAAUUGUUAAAAUAUUUUUUUUUAUCAGGAAAUAUAUUGGAACUGUGUUUCACAUAGAGAAGUUAAACUCAAGCCGUUAUUGCAGUGCACUUAAAAUCAAUUUGUUAAAACAUUGUUUUUGUCAAGAAAUAUAUUGAAACUAUUUCACAUAGUGGCGUUACAUCUAACAGAUACAACAUUGUUUUUUAUCAGGAAAUAUAUUGAAUCUGUAUUUCAAAUAGUGCGAUUAAAAUCAAAUUGUUAAAAAAAUGUUUUAUCAGGAAUUAUAUUAAAAGUGUAUUUCACACUGUGCAGUUGAAAUCAAAUUAUUCAAUUGUUCAAAACUAAUAAAGUGUUUAAAAGAUAAAGCUUUGGAAUUCUAAGAAUUGCUUGCUUAUCUGGUCCCUCCAAUGAAUGUUCUUUACUUUUGAGAACUUUCUCAAAUGCUAAAAUUGUAAUAGGGUUUGGGGUUGGAUGUCAAAUAAAAAGUAAAUCAGUUUAAUGUAUUCUGUUAGAUGAAAUCACCCACUGACUUAUAACGGUGAAUGAAUUACAGAAAAAUAAAUGUGAAACAUGUCGAGAAAUUUCAAACUUACAAAAAAAAUGGUUCUUUAUAUUCAGGCAAGAACCUUGGAAUAACCCUUAAAACGAGAUACUAUUACUUCUUUUUCGUUCAGUCUUAUUAUUUAAUUACUGAAGUCUUCAUCUUAAAUAUUAUGUUAUAUAACAUAUUCGUUUAAGAUUUUACUUUUUAUCUCGUCUCAUUUAACAAUGCAAAAAUAUAUAUAGUUUUUAUCAUCUUUAUAUGGUUAGUGUCUAGAAUUAGUGAUCAGUUGUGUUAUAUUAUAUGCUGUAAAUUACUUAUACAAUUGGGUGACAUUAUCUGCAGCAAAUUACUUAUACAGUUGGGUCACAUUAUCUGCAGCAAAUUACUUAUACAGUUGGGUCACAUUAUCUGCAGCAAAUUACUUAUACAGUUGGGUCACAUUAUCUGCAGCAAAUUACUUAUACAGUUGGGUCACAUUAUCUGCAGCAAAUUACUUAUACAGUUGGGUCACAUUAUCUGCAGCAAAUUACUUAUACAGUUGGGUCACAUUAUCUGCAGCAAAUUACUUAUACAGUUGGGUCACAUUAUCUGCAGCAAAUUACUUAUACAGUUGGGUCACAUUAUCUGCAGCAAAUUACUUAUACAGUUGGGUCACAUUAUCUGCAGCAAAUUACUUAUACAGUUGGGUCACAUUAUCUGCAGCAAAUUUUUAUUAAAAAAACAUGACACAUUGAAUGUAACAAAGUAGACCAUCAUAGUAAAUACUCUUCCUGAAACAUUCUUUACUGUCCCUUGUUGAACAUUUACAUAUUAUUUCGCUGAUACAUGUACAAACUUAACUGUCUGCUGGUAUAUGAUUACUGUUAUAUUACAUGAACAGUACGUAGUGAUUAUAUAGAAGUUCAUUCAGCAUUGGUACAAUUUUGGAGUUGGAAGUAGUUGCUAUUUAAGUGUUCUGCGAACAAUAGUUGCUAUGUAGCAGUUCAAAGACUAGUGAUUGCUACGUUUUAUGUCAAUGAGCAGAAGUUGCUAAAUAAGUGUUUAGUGAGCAGUUGUAGCUAUACAAGAGUUAAGUGAACACAGGUUGCUAUAUAGGAAUUCAGUGAGGUAUGGCUGCUAUUUAGGUCAUUGAGCAGUGGUUGCUAUGCAGGAGUUUAAUGAGCAGCAGGUGUUAGCGAGUAGUGGUUGCUUUUUAGGAGUUCAGUGAACAGAGGUUGAUAUGUAGAAGUUUAUUGGUCAUUAGUUGCUAUGUAGAAGUUCAGUGGACAUUUGAUGCAAUAUAGGAGUUCAGUGAACAGUGGUUGAUAUGUAGAAGUUUAUUGAUCAUUAGUUGCUAUGUAGAAGUUCAGUGGACAUUUGAUGCAAUAUAGGGGUUCAGUGAGUGGUGGUUGCUAUGUAUGAGAUACGUAAACAGUGGUUGCUGUGUAUGAGAUACGUGAACAGUGGUUGCUAGCAGGAGUUCAGUGAACAGUGGUUGCUGUGUAUGAGUUCAGUAAACAGUGGUUGCUGUGUAGGAGUUCAGUGAACAGUGGUUGCUGUGUAGGAGUUCAGUGAACAGUGGUUGCUAUAUGGGAACUUAUUGACCAUUGGUUGCUGUAGAAGAGUUUAACGAAUUAUUUGUUGCUCUAUAGGAGAUCAGUUGGCAGUGGUUGCUAUAUAGGAGUUCAGCGAGUAGUGGUUAUUUUGUAGAAGUUCAGUGAACAGUGGUUGCUAUGUAGAAGUUCAGUGAACAGUGGCUGCUAUGUAGAAGUUCAGUGAACAGUGGUUGCUGUGUAGAAGUUCAGCGAGUAGUGGUUGCUAUGUAGAAGUUCAGUGAACAGUGGUUGCUAUGUAGAUCUAGGAGUUUACUGAGCAGGAAUCACUUGUUGUAAAGUUUUGUAUUGUCAGUAUUAUAUACCAAUCAUCUUGUUGGUCCAGAUUCAACAGUUCAAUUGCUGAUUAAACCAUCUGUGAUACUUAUUUCUUAAAGGUUAUGGUAACAAUGUGCAAUAGUCUUAAACAUUUAAGAUGAUUUUACAUUUGAUACAAAUGAACAUUCCAGAUAUUUUGAAUGAAGACAUUAUUUAUAAAUUAAUAAACAUUUUUUUAUAAAUGUUUACCAUACUUUACCUGUGGCCAUUAAAGAUGUAACAGUUGC
This is a messenger RNA of Mizuhopecten yessoensis (Yesso scallop), 4647 nucleotides long. Its product is annotated as sorting nexin-5-like. The record is from RefSeq and is a predicted model, not a curated record. The transcript is spliced from 14 exons. Lineage: Eukaryota; Metazoa; Mollusca; Bivalvia; Pectinida; Pectinidae. Gene Ontology annotation, molecular function: protein binding; phosphatidylinositol binding. Bases 315 to 1490 code for a protein of 391 amino acids. Gene Ontology annotation, cellular component: cytoplasm.